This is a messenger RNA of Fundulus heteroclitus (mummichog), 2685 nucleotides long. It is a transcript of the gene ptgs2b, whose product is annotated as prostaglandin-endoperoxide synthase 2b. Gene Ontology annotation, cellular component: cytoplasm; neuron projection. Gene Ontology annotation, molecular function: oxidoreductase activity, acting on single donors with incorporation of molecular oxygen, incorporation of two atoms of oxygen; peroxidase activity; heme binding. Gene Ontology annotation, biological process: response to oxidative stress; cyclooxygenase pathway. NCBI's taxonomy places the organism in Eukaryota, Metazoa, Chordata, Actinopteri, Cyprinodontiformes, Fundulidae. The record is from RefSeq and is marked provisional.
ACUUGAUGCUGAGAGGAGGACAGGAGAGACCAGGACAUAAGAUUGAACGCAGCUUUUGGAGCUUUUAGAGCAUGAACAGAAUUACCUUUGCUGUUUUCCUGCUGGCACUUUGCUUUUCUUUUCAUAAAGAAGUUUUAGGUAACGCCUGCUGUUCAGAGCCAUGCCAGAACAGGGGCGUCUGCACGGCCAUGGGAUCAGAUAGCUACGAAUGUGACUGUACGCGCACCGGGUAUCGUGGACAAAACUGCACAACGCCUGAAUUCCUCACUUGGAUAAAAAUUUCACUGAAACCUACGCCUAACACAGUCCACUACAUCCUGACCCACUUCAAGGGUUUCUGGAACAUCAUCAACAACAUUUCAUUUCUCAGAGAUGCCAUCAUGAAAUACGUGCUGACAUCUCGAUCCCAUAUGAUCGAUAGUCCUCCCACCUAUAAUGCGGAUUAUGGAUACAAAAGCUGGGAAGCCUAUUCCAACCUUUCCUACUAUACGCGUGCCCUUCCGCCUGUUCCGGAGGACUGCCCAACCCCUAUGGGAGUAGUGGGUAAAAAGGAGCUCCCUGAUGUUAAGGUUCUGGCUGAGAAGCUCUUGGUGAGGAGACGGUUUAUUCCAGACCCACAGGGUACCAGCUUGAUGUUCGCGUUCUUUGCACAGCACUUCACGCACCAGUUCUUCAAGUCUGAUAUGAAGAACGGACCUGCGUUUACUGUGGCUAAAGGUCAUGGGGUGGAUCUAGGCCACAUUUAUGGCGAGAACCUGGAGAAGCAACACAAGCUCAGGCUUUUCAAGGAUGGCAAGCUUAAAUAUACGAUGGUAAACGGAGAGGUGUACCCGCCACUGGUUAAGGAUGUUGGUGUCGAAAUGCACUACCCGCCACACGUCCCGGACUCUCAGCGCUUCGCCGUCGGCCACGAGGCGUUCGGCCUGGUCCCCGGCCUCCUGAUGUACGCCACCAUUUGGCUCCGUGAACACAACCGAGUGUGUGACGUUUUGAAGGGAGUUCACCCCGACUGGGAUGAUGAAAGACUCUUUCAGACAACUCGCCUCAUCCUUAUUGGCGAGACUAUCAAGAUCGUGAUCGAGGACUACGUGCAGCAUCUAAGUGGAUAUCACUUCAAACUAAAGUUUGACCCGGAGCUGCUCUUCAAUCAGCGCUUCCAAUAUCAAAACCGCAUCGCUUCUGAGUUCAACACCCUGUACCACUGGCACCCACUGAUGCCUGACAGUUUCCACAUCGAGGAGAAGGAUUACAGUUAUAAAGAGUUUGUGUUCAACACCUCUGUGGUGACCGAGCACGGCAUCAACAACCUGGUGGAUUCGUUUACCAAGCAGAUUGCAGGACGGGUCGCUGGUGGUCGGAACGUCCCGGGACCCAUCAUGUAUGUGGCCAUCAAGUCCAUUGAGAACAGCAGAAAAAUGCGUUACCAGUCCCUCAAUGCCUACAGGAAGCGAUUCUCCAUGAAGCCCUACACCUCCUUUGAAGACCUGACAGGAGAAAAAGAAAUGGCCGCCAUACUGGAGGAGCUUUACGGCGACGUCGACGCAGUGGAGCUCUACCCCGGCCUGCUGGUGGAGAAGCCCCGGACGAACGCCAUCUUUGGGGAGACGAUGGUGGAGAUGGGGGCUCCUUUCUCCCUGAAAGGCCUGAUGGGAAAUCCCAUUUGCUCCCCAGAGUACUGGAAGCCCAGCACCUUUGGAGGCACGGCCGGCUUCGACAUCGUCAACACCGCCUCCCUGCAGAGGCUAGUCUGCAACAAUGUCCGGGGUCCCUGUCCUGUGGCGUCCUUUUACGUGCCCGACGUCAAAGAGACCGGAUCCAUGACCAUCAACUCGAGCACGUCGCACUCGCGCGACAGCAACAUCAACCCCACAGUCAUUCUAAAAGAAAGGACUUCUGAGCUCUAAAUUCUGAAUUUAAAAGAAAAUAUUUUGUGUGUUAUUUAUGUAUUUAUUGUUUAUUUAUUACCCCUUUUACAUAUUUAUAGAUUUCUUUUAAAGAUUUUGACUUGAUGCAAUAUUUGCGUAUGUGUGUCGCAGUGUCUGCUGGUUUGUUAAUUUAUUAAACAACUUUAAUUAUAUUUUUUAAUUAAAACAAAAACACCUUCCCUGUUCCCUUAAUACUUGAAGCUUUAGACUUUCAGCUACAGAGUAAUUUUCAUUACAUUCCUACGAUUUCCUUAGAAUAAGUCCUGUAUUUACAUCUAUAUGUUUGCACUCAUAGGCUUACAACUGGAAGACUGACAAAGUAAUACUGCAACAGUAUAGUAAUGACGCUCACGGUGACUGAUUCAUAAAUCUCAUUUAGGAUACAGCAAAGUGAAUUCCCUAGUUUUCAUACAGUUUUACUGAUUUAUUUUCUUUAAAAGAGAACUUGCACUGUCGGUAUCUGUCUAAUCUGCAGAAAUCCUGAGUGAGUCUUCAUACAGUGGAUAAUUUUGUGGUAUGUUCUUGAUUAUGUUCAAUAAAUGCUGACAGGAUUGGCACAUUUUUCAUAAGAAAAUCUGUAUCUUGGUGUUAUUUUACUACGGAUUUCUGUUUCUUUUUCAUAUUGUAUUUUUUUAUUAUUAUUUUAAUGCUGUCCAUGCGACUGCAUUGCAAUUUCUUUGUCUUGACCUUUAUGUGAAGCACUUUGGUGAACAAUGUAUUGUUAAAUUUGAUCUUUAAAUAAAAUUGACUUUGAAAUUGA